UUUUACAGGAAGUGUAUUUACUAUACCAGCCAAUCACUAUGAUUUCCACUGUGACUAAAUGUUCCAUUUGAGUGGGACGACAUCAGUUACGCAAACACAGGCCAAUAUACAACAAUGAUCGAAGGACUGUCUGCUUUGAUUCUCCUAACCACAUUAUCUCUACAUCAGACUGUGGAGGUUCCUCAGCAGAUCCCUUUGAUUGUGGCUAACCUCGGUGAUAACAUCAAUCUGAUAUGUUCAGUUUCUGGGCAAGAAGCCUGGUUGUUUUUCUGGUAUAAGCUGAAUUUUGGAGACAUGGUCCAAACACUUGCUAAAGGAGCUUCUCCGGAUAUAAAGCUUCAAGGACAAUUUGACAGCCCGAGAUUCACAGUCAAGACAGUGGGUGAUCUGUAUAUUCUUACCAUAAGAAAUAUAAGCAAAGACGAUGAAGCAACAUACUUCUGUCAAGCAGGAGAGCCAUAUAUACUGACUUUUAUUAAUGGCACAAUUUUGGCUGUGAAAGAUCAUAAAAAUCAGCAGAAACACAUCUAUGUCAAACAAAGUCCGGAGACUGCGUCAGUCCAGCUGGGAAACUCGACGACUCUCCAGUGUUCACUUCUCUUCAAGCACAAAGAGAACCUGGUCCAGUGUCCAGGUGAACACAGUGUGCACUGGUUCAGAGCCGGAUCAGGACGCUCCCAUCCCGGCUUCAUUUACACUCAGAGCAGCAGGAGAGAUGAACAAGAGGAGAAGAGCUGCGUCUACAGUCUGUCCAAAACUAUACACAACUCCUCAGAUGCUGGGACUUACUACUGCGCUGUGGUCACAUGUGGAGAGAUCCUGUUUGGUGAAGGAACCAAAGUGGAGAUGAGUAUGUUGUAAAGUUUUAAUGAAAUCAAGAUCCAUCCAUAUUUCCUAAUUGCUCUGUUAGUUUCUGAGCACUGUGCUGAUGAUAGAAAAGAGAAGGUUCUUCUUCUCCAUACAGCUACAGGACAUUUCCUUGAUGAUUCAUACACUUGCUUUGACUGCUCAAUGUUGGGAACUAUUGGAUUAGUUUACACAGUUUACAGGCUCAAUGAGGAUUAUAAUGGAAUCAAUCUGAUUUUGGGUGGGGUUUGGCUUCCCUUUGCUUCAACUAACUUCUCUGUUUUUGAUUUGCUUGUGUGUGUGCGUGUGUGUGUGUGUGUGUGU
Molecule: messenger RNA, 1170 nt
Organism: Hippoglossus stenolepis (Pacific halibut)
Lineage: Eukaryota; Metazoa; Chordata; Actinopteri; Pleuronectiformes; Pleuronectidae
Exons: 3
Coding region: 115-861 (248 amino acids)
Biological process (GO): response to bacterium
Source: RefSeq, a predicted model, not a curated record